Malus domestica (apple) is the source of this 3376-nucleotide messenger RNA. RefSeq lists its product as uncharacterized. Gene Ontology annotation, biological process: telomere maintenance via telomerase; protein stabilization. Gene Ontology annotation, molecular function: Hsp90 protein binding; telomeric repeat DNA binding. Lineage: Eukaryota; Viridiplantae; Streptophyta; Magnoliopsida; Rosales; Rosaceae. The record is from RefSeq and is a predicted model, not a curated record. Gene Ontology annotation, cellular component: cytosol.
AAAGUUAACAAAAGCAGCCGUGAAGUCUCGAACCGUCUCUUCCGAAACUGAUUAUUUCUGCCGCCGAAAAGCAGACUCGCUGCAUAUCGGCCAACAAAAUUUCGGCCGCGAAAAGCUUCAGAUUGUUGUAGAGAGCAACAAACAAACAUGGAGAAGAAAGGUCCGAAAACACGAAGCGAAGUAGAAGAGAAACUUCUUGAGAAAGUAGGAGAAGCAAUCGCAACCGUGAAGAAGGCGAAGCACGUAGACCAAGUCAUCUGCGCACUUCACUCCCUCGCCGUUCUUCUCUUCCCUCUCGACGCCUCUCUUCUCUCAGGUGCUAUUGACGAGCAAUACAGAGAGCAGAUAAUUAGUUCCGAGGCUCCUUCUGCAGCUGAGAGAAGAGAGUGGUGGCAGGCAUUCUACGGAGGAGCUGCAUUUUCGACAUUUGCUCGGUUUCUGUUAAUUGAUCUUGCUUCCAACUGGCUAGCUUGUUUCCCCUUAUCAGCACGUAAACAUGUGUAUGAUGUUUUCUUUGUUCAUGGACUUGCCUCCGAGGUAGUUCAGACCCUGGUCCCUUGUUUGCAGAAGAGUGGAGGUGAUGAUCUUGAUGUUAAGGCCAUUCACUCUAAUACUGAAAGAUUACUCAUACUCUGCUUGCUUGAAAAUAAUGGGGUGCUCCGGGUGGCUAGAGAAUUCGGUGGUUCUUGCCAAUCUGAAGAUUAUAUAAACGAAAAUCUUAAGCCAGCUGUAUCUAGAGUGGCACAGAUUGUUGCAUCCAUACCUGACAAAGCACAAUUGAGAGCUCCAACUUCUCUUUCUUCACAUUUGUUCUUCAAGCAAGUUACAGUUCAGCUUCUUUCUCUAGCAGAAGAGAGGAAUACAAAUCUAUUAGAUGGAGCGUUUCUUAAAAGUGACAUGAAUGGGACAUUACUAUUUGCUGGGGAAACAUUUUCUCGUAUAUGUCGACGUGGAUCUGUAGAUGUACUUUUAAGCGAGAUAAUCCCCCGGAUUCUUGGUCACGUACGGAGCUUAUUAUCAUCAAAUAUAGAGCCAGUUGUCUCAGAUGUUUUUGAAUCAAACCCAGAAUCCCAAUUUUGGCUGAAUGUGAUACAAGCAAUGAGCGAUUCAUAUGCUGUAGAAAGAAUGUCUGAGCAACUUUUGCAUCAGCUUGCAUCUGAACGUGUCAGUGAUGUUGAAGCCUACUGGAUUCUUUGGCUAUUAUUUCAUCGGGUUUCUCAAUACCAGAUAUCAGUAAGGUCAAUGUUUUCUGACAAAUUUUUACUCUGGAAAGUAUUUCCUGUUUGCUGCCUGCGAUGGAUCCUUCAGUUUGCUAUUCUUGAACGCCCACCUGAUAGUAAUUCACUCGCUAAAGGUCACAAUACCCGAAAUUUCUUGGACACAUUGCAGCAUCUGGUAGCAGUAUGGUCAAAAAAGGAGUUUGUGCAAUCAGCCCCAAUGGAGCAGCAAACUUAUGUAUCUGCAGCUGUAGGCCUUUCCCUGGAGAAGAUGUCUAAAGAGGAACUAGACGAGACUAAGGAUGUGAUGCACUCAAUUCUCAAAGGAGUGAGCUGUAGGCUGGAAAGCCCAAAUCAUUUAGUUCGGAAAAUGGCCAGCAGUGUUGCUCUAGUGUUCUCCAAGGUGAUUGACCCCAACAAUCCUCUAUACCUUGAUGAUAGCUGCACUGAGGACACUAUCAACUGGGAAUUUGGGUUGUCUACCCCUGAGAAAGUGACUUCAGGAACCUCAAGUUGCAUACAACAGGGUAUAGACAAUCCUGAAGCAUCUACUACCUCAGUGCUGGAAAAGGACUUAACCCGUAAAGCCAAUGAUGGUAUAUCAAGUAAUGGGAAGAGUAAAAAUAGGAAAUCAUAUGAACCGAAGUUGGUUGACCCAGACGAGAUCAUCGAUCCAGUUACACUAAAUUAUGAGUCGGGCUCUGAUGACAAUGAAAAUGACGAUGCUAGUGAGAGUUCUGAUGUUUCAAGUGAGUCAUCUUUACAGCCAUAUGAUUUGUCAGAUGAUGACACAGAUUUGAAAAGAAAAUUUUCACAGUUGGUUGAUGUAGUUGCAGCACUUCGGAAAUCCGAUGAUGCUGAUGGGGUGGAGAAUGCUCUUAAUGUUGCUGAAAAACUUGUCCGAGCAUCACCUGAUGAGCUUAAGCACGUAGCGAGUGAUCUUGUGAGAACUCUUGUACAGGUUCGUUGUUCUGACUUGGCUGUAGAAGGUGAGGAAGAUUCAGCUGAAGACAAGAGACAAAGAGCAUUGGUUGCUUUGCUCGUGACAUGUCCAUUGGAAUCUCUGGAGACAUUAAACAAACUACUGUAUUCUCCUAGUAUAGAUGUCAGUCAACGCAUAAUGAUACUUGAUGUCAUGACGGAGGCUGCUCAGGAGCUUGCUCAUUCCAAAAUUAUGAAGCCUAAACAGGCUAAGGCACUCAUAUCAACCACGUCAGAGACCCAGGCUUGGUUCUUGCCUAGUGACAUAGGGCCUGCUGGAGCUGGUUCCUGGAAAGAGAUUUCAGAAUCAAAAUCUUUACUGAAUUGGACAAAUCGUUAUGAGAGGGAACUUCCUUCAAAACCUGGUCAGAUUAAGAGAGGAAAGACGCGCCAGAGGAGCCUAAAAUCAGCAGAUUGGCAAGAAGCCCAAAUAGAAUGGUCCCAUAAUAAAUUUCCAGUGUAUGCAGCAGCGUUUAUGCUCCCUGCCAUGCAGGGCUUUGAUAAGAAAAGGCAGGGUGUUGACUUGCUUGAUAGAGACUUUCUCGUCCUGGGGAAACUCAUCUAUAUGCUUGGAGUUUGUAUGAAAUGUGCAGCCAUGCAUCCAGAAGCAUCUGUACUCGCUGCCCCUCUUCUAGAUAUGCUAAGAUCCAGGGAGAUAUGUCAUCACAAGGAAGCUUAUGUUAGAAAAGCUGCCCUUUUUGCAGCUUCGUGCGUACUGCUAUCACUUCAUCCCUCUUAUGUAGCAACCUCUUUGGUUGAAGGAAAUGUUGAAAUUUCUAGCGGGCUUGAAUGGGUGCGCACAUGGGCCCUUCAUGUAGCUGAAUCUGACAGUGAUAGAGAGUGCUACACGAUGGCUAUGGCAUGCCUGCAACUCCACGCUGAGAUGGCCCUCCAAGCUUCCCGAGCACUAGAGUCAGCGGAAAGUACAUCCAUGGCGAAGAAGAAUAUCGGGCUACCUUCCAGUCUAUCCAAGGGGACAAUUAUCAUCCCCCACUCCAAUGUCAUCAAAUACUAAAGCUUAUUGGUUUUAUCAACCAAAAUGAUCGAAAUUAUGUCGGCCUUCUGUUUGUACAGUUCACGCCGCUGGUUAAUAUCACUGUUUUUCUUCUCUUUCGAAAUUGUCGAUUUGUAUUUUCUCCUCAGAAACUAGCAAUGAAGAUUUACUUCUCAAGUUUGAA